This is a messenger RNA of Teleopsis dalmanni, 568 nucleotides long. Its product is annotated as luciferin 4-monooxygenase-like. Gene Ontology annotation, molecular function: long-chain fatty acid-CoA ligase activity. Gene Ontology annotation, biological process: fatty-acyl-CoA biosynthetic process; long-chain fatty acid metabolic process. The coding region runs from base 1 to 456 and encodes 151 amino acids. The record is from RefSeq and is a predicted model, not a curated record. Lineage: Eukaryota; Metazoa; Arthropoda; Insecta; Diptera; Diopsidae. The transcript has 2 exons.
AUGGCAGCGAAUAUUGGCUAUAUAGGUGACACCAAAGCUACGCAAGGUGCUAUAAAAGAUGGUUGGUUACAUACCGGAGAUAUUGGUUACUAUGAUGAUGAUUUUGAGUUCUUUAUUGUCGAUCGCAUAAAGGAAUUGAUUAAGUACAAAGCUUUUCAAGUACCACCAGCAGAAAUUGAAGCAAUUCUAUUGACACAUCCAAAAAUAAAGGAUGCCGCUGUUAUUGGUAAACCUGAUGAAGAGGCUGGAGAGUUACCAAUGGCUUUUGUGGUGAAACAAGCUAAUGUACAACUCACUGAAAAAGAAGUUGCAGAUUUUGUAGCAGAAAAUACUUCGUCGCCAAAGAGGUUACGGGGUGGUGUGUUAUUCGUUGAUGAUAUCCCUAAAAACCCGAGUGGUAAAAUUUUGCGACGAAUUCUAAGAGAUAUGAUUAAAAAUCCCAAAUCAAAAUUAUAAACAUUUAAUAAAAAAAAUUAAAUUUGGCUUACAUGUUAAAUACAGCGGUUAUGGAAAUUGAUUUUAUACAUAUUUAAAAAAAUUUAUACCAAAUAUAACAAAAAGUAAACAA